Sphaerulina musiva SO2202 is the source of this 1005-nucleotide messenger RNA. RefSeq lists its product as uncharacterized. The transcript is spliced from 5 exons. The record is from RefSeq and is a predicted model, not a curated record. NCBI's taxonomy places the organism in Eukaryota, Fungi, Ascomycota, Dothideomycetes, Mycosphaerellales, Mycosphaerellaceae. The annotation marks the transcript as partial.
CUAUGUUUCGUUCAAGAAUUCCCCGAUUAUGAUUGUCCACUCAACAAUCCUUCAUGCAUGUGUUCGAAUGCCAAUCUCACGACUGCGAUUUCGGCGUGUACGUUUGCGAAUUGUACGACUCCGGAGCAAUUGUUCGUCGAGAGAAUCUCCAAGAGACUUUGUGGUGCUACGGUUCGAAAUAGGGCGCCUGUGAUACGUCGGAUUACGUGGUCGCUGUUUGGAUUGGCGUGUUUGUUUGUUGGGGCGCGGUUUGUAGCUCGUCCGGAACGAUUGCAUGGGAGUGGUUAUGGAAAGGAUGACUGGACCAUUCUCGCCUGCAUGGCACUGCUGGUUCCCGUGAAUUCGUUUGUCGAGCUAAUGACGAACAACGGUCUCGGCACGGACAAUUUCACCUUGUCCCCGCGACAGAUUACGCUGUUCCUCAAGUACUUCUUCGUCUUCACCAUCCUCUACACCGUCCUCGUCAUGCUCACCAAAGUCUCGAUCUUGCAACUCUAUCUGCGAAUUUGGAGUGAGGACGCUGUAUCCAUCUGGUUUCGUCGAACUUGCUGGUUUCUGGUCGCCGUCCAUCUGGUCACGAUUCUGGCGUUUGUGUUUUCCGAAAUCUUCAUCUGCUCACCCGUCCCAUAUUCGUGGCACUUCUGGGAUGGACUUCAUCAGGGCAGUUGUGCCAAUCGAGCCGCGCAGCUCUACGCUCUGGGUGCCAUUAACAUCUGUUACGAUGUGGUGGUCUUCAUCUUGCCGUUGCACAAUUUUCUCAAACUCAACAUCUCCUGGCGAAGAAAGACGGGAGUCCUCACCAUUUUCAUGGUUGGCAUGUUAGUCACCAUCUGCAGUAUUAUCCGUCUCCAAUACCUCGUCAAAAUCGGCCACUCCUCCAACCCCACCUGGGAAUACAGCAACGCCGUCAUCUGGUCCUCGGUCGAAUGCAAUUUCAGCGUCAUUUGCACCUGCAUGCCCGCCAUGGCCGGUCUCCUCCAACGCAUCUGGGCCAAAUUAUCCGGC